AUGCUUCGUUCAUCUUCUCGCUUGAAUCUUUCACGGAGCGUACGCUUCAACUCUACGCGGGCCCAACUCGCUUCUGUGCGGUCACGCAACGCGCCUCUUGACAUCCACCCAGAGGUUGAGGAAGCUCUUGCCACCAACAAACCCAUUGUCGCACUCGAAACUGCCCUCGUAUCGCAUGGACUCCCCUUUCCCCACAGUUUAAACGUUCCUAUAGCCCUCGAAGAUGUUGUUAGGCUGACAGGUUGCGUUCCUGCUACCAUUGGCAUUAUUGGUGGCCGCAUCAAAAUUGGCCUUACUCGAAACGAGUUGGAAAGAUUGGCGGAUCGUAGCGGGGACCCUUGCAAGGUCUCAAGGCGAGAUAUCGCCGCUGCGGUGGCCACGAAAUCCGAUGGCGGGACAACGUGCAGUGCUACACUGGUAUUUGCGGCCAUGGCUGGGAUCAAGAUUUUUGCAACGGGAGGGCUUGGGGGAGUGCAUCGUGGUGGCGAGAACACAAUGGACGUCUCAGCGGAUCUGCACGAACUGACUCGCUGUCCCGUGGGGCUGGUAUCAGCGGGCGUCAAAUCCAUUCUGGAUAUCGGAAAGACCUUAGAAUAUCUGGAAACUCUCGGUGUCCCAACCUUGACCUAUGGAGAAUCUCGAGAGUUCCCUGCCUUCUUUUCACGCCACAGCGGCUUCAAGGUCCCCUGGAAUGUGAAUGAUCCUGUUACGGCUGCCAAAGUACUCCAUACUCAAUGGCAACUGGGUAUGGUAAACGGAGCGUUGAUCGCAGUUCCCAUCCCAGCAGAAUGCGAGGCGAGCGGUGAAAAGAUCCAGGCGUGCGUUAACCAGGCGGUCCUGGAAUCUGAAGAGAAUGGGAUAUCCAGACGCGGCAAAGAUGCUACGCCUUGGCUUCUCAACAGAGUUGCCGAGCUAAGUGCAGGGGAUUCACUCGUGUCAAACAUCGCCCUUCUAAAAAAUACUGCUUUAAUUGGGGGACAGAUUGCUGUCCAGUAUCAGAAGUUGCUGCCUGAAAUUUAUCACGAGGCCGAAUUGGCUCCACGACUUAGGCCAUCAGCUGGCUUAUUCAAAAAAGAGGAGGAAGCUGUACUCUUUCCAACUGCCAACGUUGUCGUCAUUGGCUCCGCCGCCCUUGACAUAACCGCUCAAGCUGAUACAAAUACGAAUCCUUCUCAAGCGAUGCACUCAACCGCCCCAGGUACAGUGUCUAUGUCGUUGGGCGGCGUCGCACGAAAUAUUGCCGAGGCGUCGCACCGCAUCAUGGAGGCCCGCUAUCCCGACCUUUCUUCUUUGCUCAUUGCUCCCGUUGGCAAUGAUCACUUUGGUGAUGCCCUUGUCCAGGAGAUUUCCAAUUUGAGGAUGAGAACUGACGGACUCGUAAAAACUGACAAACGAACCGCGGUUUGCAACAUGGUUCUCAACAGUGGUGGUGCUCUCGUUGGCGGCGUUGCUGAUAUGGAUAUCACUCGAACGUUUAAUGGGGAUACGGUCAUGUUGUCUUGUAUUCAAAAGCAUACGCCCAGCGUUGUCGCUCUUGAUGGAAACUUAUCCCCCGAAAGUAUCACGGCUGCUGUCGACUAUUGCAAUCAAAAUGGUAUUGCAGUGCUCUUCGAACCUACUUCUGCAAUCAAAUCUGCUUCAAUCUUACCAGCCAUUUCAUCUUUCCUGCGAAGAGACAACUCUGAUGGACCCCCAAUCACCUUCUUCACUCCCAACUUGUUGGAAUUGACUCAUCUCUACCAAGCAACACGAUCUGAAGAGUUCGACCUGAUGUCUCAUCCGGCCUGGUGGAACGUCGUUGAUAGCCUCAACCUUGGCUCGGCCUUCAGAACUGAUUUGGAACAACUAGCCAGAAAACCUGUCGACGUCGAUGAUUCCUCGAAGGGAAAUCUAUCGUUCCUCGUUGAUCAGGGGAUCGCACAGAUGGUAGUUCAUCUACUGCCCUUCUUCCAGCAUAUUUUCGUCAAGUGUGGAGAUCGUGGUGUUCUCGUGGCGAUGUGCAUACCUGAGAAGGAUUCGCUGGCCUCAGCGUGGGCACGUGAACGAAGCAAUCCUCAUAAAAGGUAUAUAGUUGCACAUGGAAAAGCAAAAGAAAUCAUGGUUCUGCAACAUUUCCCCGCUUUGCCCAUCGAAACGGUGGCGAACGUGACCGGCGCCGGAGACUCUUUCGUUGGUGCCCUCUUAGCUAGUGUGGCGGGCGAACCUGGAUCAAUGCAACACCCCAACGGUCUUGAGGAGAUUGUAUCCCUAGCUCAGACAGCGGCGAUAACGACAUUACAAAGUCAUUUUGCCGUCUCACCGCGGCUUUCCGAGCUGGUAAAGUUGUAG
Molecule: messenger RNA, 2328 nt
Organism: Laccaria bicolor S238N-H82
Lineage: Eukaryota; Fungi; Basidiomycota; Agaricomycetes; Agaricales; Hydnangiaceae
Product: indigoidine synthase A-like protein
Exons: 15
Coding region: 1-2328 (775 amino acids)
Molecular function (GO): pseudouridylate synthase activity; kinase activity
Source: RefSeq, a predicted model, not a curated record